CAUGAGGACCCCUUCCUCAGGUGUGACCAACGCCUUUAUUUUCUCGAGCCUAGGAUUCUUUUCUUUUGAAUUAUUCGGAGAAGUUAGUGGCUGAUCGCGUAAUUUAUUUCCCUCAACGACGAAAGUAAGAAAAAAUUCAUCAAAAAAAAUAAACAAAAACAAAACGACUUGCUUACGUAGUUCGUGACCUCUCAUGACUCGAUGCACGCGACGAGAUGCACGUGCGCCUUUGGCCUCGUUAUGAGGUAGACGUCGUUCAUCUCUCUGACUCCUUUCCAAGCCCCUUUUGAUUUAAAUUGCUUCUCACGGUGGGGACUAAACACUUCAAUGGCAAAAUGGCGUCGAGACGGUUGUUGUUUGUUAAGGUUAUCGUGAGAAGAAAAAAACGCAGGAAAGUUUGUAAGAUUUGGCUACUUUAGUGGCCAUGUCUUCUUCAAAUCUGCCAAUGGGCAAAGUGUAUAGAACUGUGAGAACGUAACAACUCAUGAGGCCAGGAAAAGACAUUUAAAAGGCUCGUUUCUCCGUAUGUCCUGCGUUAAAUCAAGUAACAGAAACAUGUUGUGCGAUCUGUGCAACGAGAAAGCAGUGACGAGAUGCCCAUAUUGUAAAACUGCUCAGUAUUGUGGCGCGGAACAUCGAAAGAGCGACUUUAAAUUACACAAGAAAAAAUGUAUGGGGUUGCCUUCAGUGGAAAAGGAACAACAGUUUAGGGAAAAUAGGUUAAAUGGGUACACCCCGAUGGACUUACUUCAAAACAGGUUUUUCGAGCGAGCGGAGUUUGUCGUGGAUACGUUGAGAAAACAAGGUUACUGUUAUCUAGACGAUUUUCAUGGUGAAGACAUUGCACUAAAAAUCCUCAGCGAAGUAAAGAACUUACAUCACAGAGAGAAGUUUACAGACGGAGAAUUAGUAUCUUCAAAUGGGAAUGGUAGUAUGUUAAACAAGAAAAUACGGGACGAUAAGAUAGCUUGGAUAGAUGGUAAAGAGGAAAAUUGCCAAGCCAUUUCGCAUCAUAUGACAACGGUGAAUACUUUGAUAAGAUUCUGCAAUGGACUUAUUGAAGAAUACGACAUAGAACACAGGACAAAGCAGGCAAUGGUGGCAUGCUAUCCUGGUCAGGGUACAUGUUACAAAAGACAUGUAGACAACCCCAAUAAAGAUGGACGCUGUAUAACAACACUGUACUAUUUAAACCCAGGAUGGACAGAGGAGAAAGGAGGUAUGCUAAACCUUUAUCCAGGAGGCAGUGAAGAGCCAGUGAAAAUUUUACCCAGACUAGACAGGUUACUCCUGUUUUGGUCAGAUCGCAGAAAUCCACAUGAAGUGGCACCCUCUCAUGACGUGAGAUACGCUAUCACACUAUGGUAUUUUGAUAAAAAUGAAAGAGCUAGGUUUAGAAAAAAACAAGAAGAGGAGGAAAGGAAAAAAGCAAUUUUUAGCGGACAGGUACAAUACUUAAGUCAUGCUUUAACAAAUGGUCAUUUUAAAUUUUUAAAAUAUUAAUCUGAAGAGUACCCCAGUACUAAAUAAACUUCUUUACAGAAGAAGUACCCUUUUGACCCACAUAUAAAAUUCUCCUACAGAACAUCAGUAGGUUAAAGUCAAGCUCUCUUUUUUUUUUUAAGGAAAAUGGCAGCAACGAAGGAGGAGGCAACCAAGACCAGGAAAUUGCAGGAAGUAGUUGAGAUGUACAUGCUGUUAACUUGUGACAAGAAUUCUCAAUUGUAGUGAUUGAACUCUCCCAGUCUGUGUUAAAAAAAAAUACUUUGAAGACUGAUGCUUAGAAGAUUUCCUUUGUGUACUUUAUUAGCCAAACUUAAUAUGUAACUGAUAAAAUGAGAAAGAAAAUAAUGCUGUAAGCUUUGUUUACUGUUCAUCAAUAGGCUGUUGUAGGCAUUCAGGUAGGAAAACUGGGCCAAAAUAUAAAUGGCAUGAUAGCAGUGACAGAGCAAUAAUGAGGAAGGGUUGGGUCAUUCACUAUGCUACUCAACCCUUGUUUUGUUUUUGUUUUCACUCCUUUUCUGCUCUUGUGCUGUUAGCUCUUUAACUCCCAGUGCAGUGAUUAACAUGAAACUUCUCUCAGUGAUAUCCAUACAUUAUUCAGCAAACAGGUAAUGAGAAUAUUCAAACCUAUCAGGAAGAAGCUGCUAUCUUGAUCUAGCACCAAGUUCUCAUAACUAAUUUACAAGGAAAUGUGUAGCAGCUACAGGGGAGAAUUAACAAUCAGAUUUUGGGAGUUAAAGAGUUAACUAUCUCACUUUGGUUUCCUAACUGAACAGUCUGCCUGGAACAGAGUUAGUGCUUUAAAAGAAUCUACCUCAAACAAUAAUGAAUCAGUUGUAUAAGCACUAGUAAUGUGUUAAGGUGGCUUUGAAAGGAGCUCUGAGAGGAAAGGUAAAUGCUUAACAUACAAAACAACAAGGGAAAAAUUAUAAUAUGUUGUUUUUGUGUUGAACAUGGAUAGCUUCUCAAUGUGAUGUUCUUUUUGCAUGUACUCCAUGUAAGAAGUCAAUUUCAGAGGCACCUUACAAUUUUUGAAAUGUUAUACUUCUAAAUUUGUACAUCUGGUGGCACAUUAGAAUGUUUGUUCCACUGUGUACAAAAUGUUGUGUAACAGUUUUAUAGAAAUGUGAUUGUGGAAUUAUCUUAACUUACUGUAACUAGCUUUAAAGAUUCUGUUUCAGUUUUUUUUUGGAAUUCUUUUAUUAAUUGAGCCCUGAGGACCCUGCUUUUAUUUAUAUAACUAAAUCUUUUCAGAUGCAAAAUUAUGAAAUCCAACUUUUUCAUCUUAAAUGGCUCUUACUUAGUUUUGUAGCAUAAGAGGGAACUGGCAUAACUUAUCAUUAACAUAUCAUUAACAUAUAUGACAUAUGUAAACUUCUGCACAAAAUAGAAACUGUUUAGUGUUCAGAAAGCUACCUGAAGUGAUUACAUUGUAAGUGAUGAGUCUGGCUUCCUGUUAGGAUACCUUUUUCACACGAGGAAUCCAUUUUGUCAGCUUUGCUUAAAAUAAUUUCAGCAUUAAUUGACUGGUAAAAUCCUUAAAUUGUAUAAUAUUAUAUCAUACACGACCAGAUGGAUAUGCAAUUUAUUUGUUGCCAAUCUGCUGAACACACAAGACUGAUUCCUCUAUGUUUAAGAGGUGACCAAUCCCACCUACCAUAAAUUCAAAGCUUUUCAGUUGAUGGCAAAAGGUAGAAAUAUAUAGCAUUACUAAUGGCUAUUUUACUGUGAGGCCCAAGAAAAAUAUCUUAACUUUAAAAAACAUACAGUCAUAUCUUGGUUUAUAUAUAUAUAUAUAUCAGCAUGGUUAUCAUAAAUUGUUCUCACACUGUGAGGAUGAAAAAGUUGGAAUGGUAAAGGCAGUUUGACUGCAAGGUAGCGCUUGCCUAACAAAGAUUAAUGUUUAGAUUUAUAUCUGGGAUAGGUUAACAACAAUGCAUUUUAUGGUUUAGUUCCUAAAUGAGAAGAAAAACAGCAAUUUAAAAAGUCUUAAAUACUCAACACUUUAUUGUUGUUAAAUAUUUCCUAAUGUGCUUAAAGUAAGGAUGAAAAAUAUGUUGGUUUGAAUCAAAAGAGAGCUAAAUUUGCUGCUUUGGAAAUGUGAAUAUGUGCAUCUGUGUAUUGUUUGCAGAUUUGCCUGCUGUCUUAUCAAAAAAAUAAAAGUCACAUCAAGAAAUUAUUAAAUAAAUGUACAUUGAAACUAA
Pocillopora damicornis (cauliflower coral) is the source of this 3707-nucleotide messenger RNA. RefSeq names its product prolyl hydroxylase EGLN3. Gene Ontology annotation, biological process: cellular response to hypoxia. Gene Ontology annotation, molecular function: peptidyl-proline dioxygenase activity; ferrous iron binding; L-ascorbic acid binding. The record is from RefSeq and is a predicted model, not a curated record. NCBI's taxonomy places the organism in Eukaryota, Metazoa, Cnidaria, Anthozoa, Scleractinia, Pocilloporidae.